UUCGCACGCCGUGGAAUUGGAAUCCACACGCAUCUGAUAGAUACAAAUAAAAAAAAGACACAAAAAUCCAAAAAAAUUAACCAGCUACAAACAAAAUUGAAAUUAUCGAAUACAAUUUAGUAUUGAAAACAAAUCAUCUACAAUGGAGUUUAACAACCGUUUGCUACUGAAAAUCAUUGAGCUGGCCAUUGCCAUAGCCUGCAUUGUGAUGUACGAGGUGGACGGAGCUCUCUCUUCACGCCCAUUGAUUGUUUGCGGCACCAUUGGAGGCUUCGCCAUCAUUUGUGGUGUACUGCUGAUUGGUCAUGUGAUCAACUCGCUUGUGGAGAAACGUCUCAAUGCCUUGAUCUCGCUGAUCGGCUGCAUUCUGUUUGUGGCCUCCGGUGCCUUGGUCAUUGAUGAGUGGCAUGAUGCCCUCCUGCAGAAGGAUCGUAAACGUAAUGCCAUAGCUGCCGGCUCCUUGAUGAUUAUCAAUGGAGCUGUCUUUCUACUGGACACGCUCUCGAUUUGCCGAACGUAAACUUCCCUUUCCAUCUCUCCACAAAAAGAACAACAUGAAUAUUCACAAUACAUAUAUAUUUUCUCUGUGCUUUUUUGUAUUGUAUUUGAAAAUUCUCAUGGCUUCUGUAUGGGUGGGUCAUCAUCGAAUGUUGAAAAGAAGAAUCUUUGUAAUGUUUUUUUUUUUUUGUUUAUAUAUACAUAUAUACAUAAACAUUUAUAUACAUAUAUAUUUAUAUAUACGAAUAUAAAUAGCACUUAAGCUAACCUCAGCCCUUGCACUUGCAAACAAUCUGUUUAACGAAUAUCAAAUGAAAAUUGUUUACAGGAAUCCAUUAAGAAAUAUGUAUAUGUACAUACACACAUACAUAAAUAUACAUAUACACACAUACCACUAUACUCGUAUAUCAUACGAUCAUGUCUCUUGUAUAAUGCAUAAUUAUGCUCUAAGAAAAUUGCUUUUAAUUGGUGGGGGCACACGUGAGGGAAGAUUUUUCUGGGAAAAACUCUUUCAGCCAUUUGACAUGACAUGACGUGACGUUACAUCACGUGCCAAGAGUAUCACGUAUUGCAAAAAAAGACACUGAACAUGAACCUAAGCCUUAGCCUCAGAUUCAACCUAAGUAAGUCUAACUUCGGGUUGUAUAUCUAAAUACAUACAUACAUACUUAUCUAUGUAGAUCCGUAUGUACCUGGGACCGUAAGCAAUAAAAGUUAAACAAAUUACAUACAUGGUAAUUAUUACAUCUCAAGUUUUUUACAUUUUCUUCAAUUAAGAUUAUCAUUUUGAGUAAUUUAAUGAAAAUCAUCCACAAUCAUCUAUCUUUUUUCAAAAAUAACUAUAACAUGCAGAAACUAUCGAUCGAGAAACGUACCAUAUCCAAGUAGAAAUAUCCGAAAAUCUUAUGAAGUAGAUAAAUAUUUGAAAAGCAAAACAAGGGAUUUUAAAAAGGCUCUCACAAUGUUACACAAAAAUAACAAUAACAAGUCAUCUUUCUUGAAGAAAAUAUAACAAUUUUUAAAACCCCUGCAAAUCUGUUCACUAAUAAAGCUUUUGGUGUAAUCCA
Drosophila willistoni is the source of this 1565-nucleotide messenger RNA. RefSeq names its product protein snakeskin. The transcript has 3 exons. Gene Ontology annotation, biological process: septate junction assembly. The coding region runs from base 143 to 520 and encodes 125 amino acids. Lineage: Eukaryota; Metazoa; Arthropoda; Insecta; Diptera; Drosophilidae. The record is from RefSeq and is a predicted model, not a curated record.